AGAUCCGUAUUUACAACCUCCAUCAUCUUCCUGAUCUCCUUUUGGGUUGAAAUAUGAGUUUACUUACGAGAAUAUAAUGUGUAAUGUGGAUGAAUCUGUCAGUCUGCAUUUUAUUCAUAAAACGUUCACAUUUGAGAACCAUAAAGACAAGCAUGCAUUAACGGUGUCUGUCCCAGAGGUCCUUGGUUCGCAGUAUGGGAUGUACGUCUGGCCCUGUGCGGUGGUUUUGGCCCAGUAUGUGUGGACCAUGAGAGAGAAAGUACAGAGGAAAACCGUACUCGAGCUAGGUGCUGGGGUGAGCUUGCCAGGAAUUGUGGCUGCGAAAUGUGGAGCUUAUGUGACUCUAUCAGACAGUGCUGAAAUUCCUCUGUGUCUAGAACACAGCAGGCGCUGCUCUGAGCUUAACGAGCUGCCUGGAGUGCCUGUGGUUGGUCUCACCUGGGGAGAGAUAUCACCAGAGCUGAGGUCUCUGCCACCUGUAGAUAUUAUACUGGGAUCAGAUGUUUUCUAUGAACCUGAAGAUUUUGAAGAUGUGCUUGUAACAAUCUCAUUUCUUCUAAGGCGAAACCCUUCUGGUCAGUUCUGGACCACAUUUCAAGAAAGAAGUUCAGACUGGACUAUAGAAACCUUGCUGAACAAAUGGAACCUGCAGUGCACUGAUGUCCCAUUGGAUAUAUUUCAUGCAAACAAAAAACAUCUAGCUGGAUCGACUCUGCCUGGAAAUCAUUCAAUACAAAUGAUGAUUGUAAAAGCACAGACUAUGACAUAAUUGUUUUUAUUUGUAACCAUAAUGUUGGAUGAAAUAAUAUCAUAUAAUAUCUAUACUAUCUCUCUCUCUCCCUCUCACAUACACACACAUUUGGAUAACCGACAAUUUACAAAAUAAUAAUAUGGUUCUGAUGUCUCAGAUUUUAUUAGUGCAUUUUGCCUCUGCAAAAGAGAUUCUCAUUAGAGUCAAUGAAUCAAGACAUUAGGACAUAUACACUCACUGAGUACUGUAUUAGGAACACUAUACAAUUACUGUGUAUGGCCCCCCUUUGCACUCAAAACAGCCUCAGUUCUUUGUGGCAUAGAUUCCACAAGAUGUUACAACAAAUUUUCCUUUGAGAUUCUGAGCCAUGUUGACAAGAUUGCAUCACACUAUUCCUGCAGAUUUUCAGGUGCACUUGCAUGCUGUGAAUUUCCCAAUCUACUAAAUCCGGAAGGUAUUAUUCGGGAUUCAGGUCUGGUGUUGGCAUUAAGGGGUCAAAAGUGUCCCAAGAAAACCCACACAUAUUCACCUUUACCAACCUGGACUGGUGACACAAGGCAUCAUUGAUCCUUCACUUCAAAAUCAUCAUUAAACGUUUUGGUUGUAACUAUGAAGAACAGUGAAGGUAUGUGUUUUGCAUAAACAGAUGACUAUAAUGGGCACAGUGGCUAAUAAAUAUUAAGAAAAGAAAAAAUACAAAAGUUUAAGGUUAAACUUUUACUUUUUUUAAUGUUUAAUUCUAGGCAAUGCCUGUCUGCAGUUUUGCAAUGGAAGUAUAUUGAUUCUGAGACAGUAUUUAAAUAUAUAAUUCAAAUUUACUCUUGAAAUUCCUCUAUUUAUAAGGAAUUGCUAUGCUGCACUUUGCUUGUGUUGAGACCAUUGUAUCCAAUUCUGUUGAUUGUCUAGAAUUAUGCUUGAAAUUAUGUGAAUUUAAAUUGUACAUUUUUCAGCUUAUGUAGUAUCACAGUUUUGAGUGGUGCACUAAACCAACUGUAAAAUUUAGAAUUGAAUUACCACAAAA
This is a messenger RNA of Hemibagrus wyckioides, 1772 nucleotides long. RefSeq names its product methyltransferase 23, arginine (gene mettl23). Gene Ontology annotation, cellular component: cytoplasm; nucleus. The record is from RefSeq and is a predicted model, not a curated record. The coding region runs from base 77 to 769 and encodes 230 amino acids. The transcript has 5 exons. NCBI's taxonomy places the organism in Eukaryota, Metazoa, Chordata, Actinopteri, Siluriformes, Bagridae.